This is a messenger RNA of Chelmon rostratus (copperband butterflyfish), 4827 nucleotides long. It is a transcript of the gene fbxo30a, whose product is annotated as F-box protein 30a. NCBI's taxonomy places the organism in Eukaryota, Metazoa, Chordata, Actinopteri, Chaetodontiformes, Chaetodontidae. The transcript is spliced from 3 exons. The record is from RefSeq and is a predicted model, not a curated record. Gene Ontology annotation, molecular function: zinc ion binding; protein binding; ubiquitin protein ligase activity. The coding region runs from base 231 to 2447 and encodes 738 amino acids.
CAGCCGACGAACCAGCUGCAGCCCGGUCAUAUCACAAGAAGAUUUGGACACAUUUAAUCCUGUCAGAUGUUUAUGUCGCUGUAGUUUCCGCGUUUCUGAGGUCGACAGAGCUGACAUAAGUAAAGAAAUAGUGAUUGAAAAAACACCCGGAGAACCCCGUACCUCGGGGUUGAACUCUUCCCCCCCUUUUCCUCGCCAAAACCAGUUGGGCAAGGAGCAAUACAGUUAAAAUGGAGAACCUGCACUCACACUGCCUUAAAUGCAUCAACAGAAGAUGCAUGGUAAGACCAGAGACAGGCGUUUGCUGCGACCUCAUGGGCUGCCCUCUUGUCUGUGGUGCAGUUUUUCACUCAUGCAAACUAGAGGAACACCGUCUGCUGUGUCCAUACGAACGGCUGCCAUGCCUUAACAGGGGAUUCGGCUGCCCGUUCACUAUUGCGAGAAUCAAGAUGGCACAACACCUUGAGACGUGCCCCGCAAGUAUAGUAUGUUGUACUAUGGAGUGGAAUCGCUGGCCAGUGAGCUACUCUGAUCGCAAGUCGUAUGAAAACUUGAGCAAAGACUUUGAUGAGGUGGAGCAGCUAGACAUGGCCUUGGCCCUGCAGGAUCAGAGGAUGCUGUUAGAGUCCCUGAAGGUUACGACCACUGUGUCAAAGAAUGGAGAUAAGGAAGCAGAUGAAAGUGACAAAAUGGCCACAGCAUCAAGUGUACCAGAGAUGGUGUUAGGCAAUGGUUCUGUGGAAAUGGAGGAGGAGCCCUAUAAUGAGUUAUAUAGAGCCUCAGUGGAGAAUAGCAGAAGUUUAGCAGUGGCCUUGGACAUCCUUACUAAUUCCAAGGAUAUUGGUGCAAUUGUUGGAAAUUUAAAUGGGGCAAAGACUGACAAGAAUGGAGCCCUCCGUAAUGGAGAAAAUGGUGAUAGUCAUAAUGUUUAUGUUGCUGAGGCUGGGAAGAAUGUAGAUAUGCAAGAGAGUGACUCUGAUUCAGAGUGUGAGCUUGGAGCAGUAGGUGGAGUGGAUUGUGCAGUGGGGACAGACGGAGAAGAAGAUGGCAUUGGCUGGGUAGAAGAAAAUGAUUUUGUAGAGUUGUUUUUUGAAGAGAAGGAAGACAUUAUCGAGGAGCCGAUAAAUGAUUCCAACCUUGUCUGGCCAGAGAUGCCUCAGGAUUACAUGCCUGUUAUAGCACUGGAACACCCCGUGCCUCAACAAGCACCACUUUCACCUCCAGUGCCAUUCCUGCUGUCUGGUCAUGUGACAAAUAACUUCUUACAACACUUACCCACUGAACUCAGGUAUAGGUGUUUAGAGCGUAAGCUACAGAAUGUGGAAGUGCUUAGAGGAAUAAGUAUGUUUACAUUUAACGGCCGUCGAGCUCUGCUCUCAGACCCAUACUUGUUUCGAGCAAAGAUGGAGGACAAGGCAGUGGACACAUCUGACCUGGAAGUAGCAGAUGACCCCAUGGGCCUCCACGGCAUCGAUCUCAUCACUGCAGCUUUGCUCUUUUGCCUCGGCGACUCUCCGGGAGGCAGAGGAAUCUCAGACAGCAGGUUUGUUGAUGGCUACCACAUUGACUUUGGUACUCAGACAUUCUCCUUCCCUUCAGCCAUUCUUGCAACCAACACCAUGGUGGGAGACAUCGCUUCAGCCUCAGCCUGCGAUCACGCCAGCCCACAGCUUUCCAAUCCGAGUCCCUUCCACACUCUCCGGCUGGACCUGGUGCUCGAAUGUGUGGCCCGAUACCAAACAAAGCAGCGCUCCAUGUUCACGUUUGUGUGUGGGCAGCUGUUUCGGCGUGAUGAGUUCUCGUCUCAUUUCAAAAAUGUUCACGGGGAUAUUCACGCCGGACUCAACGGCUGGAUGGAGCAACGUUGCCCCUUGGCCUACUAUGGCUGCACCUACUCCCAGAGACGAUUCUGCCCGUCUGUACAGGGCUUCAGAAUCAUCCACGACAGGCACCUUGGCUCGUUUGGGGUUCAGCCUGGGAUGCCCUUAAAAACUGGGGACAGCCUCCCAAGAAACACCUCCCACUUUAAUUCUCAGUGCGAUCAAUUCAGCGGUCUUCCAUUCGAGGUGUUGCAACAUGUAGCAAGCUUCCUGGACAGCUUUAGCUUGUGCCAACUGUCCAGAGUGUCCCGCGCAAUGAGGGAUGUGUGUGCUAGCCUGCUCCAGAUGCGUGGCAUGGUCGUCCUGCUGUGGGAGAAGAAACGGCGUGCUGAUGGCUCCCCUUCAUGGCAGAUCACAGACAAGGUCUGGAGAUUCAGCACAGCUUUUGGUACAGUGAACGAGUGGAAGUUCGCCAACAUUGCCAGCAUGGCCGACCACCUCAAGAAGUGCAAGUUCAAUACGAUCGCUCGUCGGGAAGAGGCCAUCCCCCUGCCGUGCAUGUGUUUCACCAGAGAGCUCACAAAAGAGGGAAGGUGUUUACGUUCAGUUCUCAAACCAGUAGCAUAAGUGUUUUUCAAAGAUGAAAUCAUCUUUUGGACAUUUCUGAGACCAUUAGAACUCAAAAACACACAUUUUCCUCCAGUGUUUACAGACAGUAGUCUCUACCAGCCUCAAAGAUAGAAAACCCCUGAUUGAAUGUUGUAAACUGUUGGUUGUUCUUCGCGUCACAGUGGAAAAAAAAAACCUUCUCUCCCAUUAAUAAAUCAUAAGCUAGUAGUGGGCUGAUUUAUACUUGAGUGGAGGCGAGCAUCCUGCAGUCACAGAUCAGACUGUGAACAAGCACAUUAAAUUGCUUGCCUUUUAUCUUCCCCUCUAAUGGAUUCAUUAAUACCAGUGUACUGAAGUUGUAUCCUGAUCUACUCUGACAUUGUGUAAAUAAUCCGAUGUUUCGAUGUAGAAUUGCUUUAUUUUUAUAUCAAAAAGACAGUACUGUGCUACGAUGGAGGUGAGAGUAGAGCCUUAACUUAUGAUACACUUGAUUUUCUAGUCAUGCGGUGGUUCAGAGCAUCUCAGUGAGAUUUCUCUACUGCUUCCAGCUGGAACAGUUUACUGGUCUCGUGCACGGUUUUAUAUCUUCUCCUGAUACCUAGAGUGACCAUUUGUGUACUGCCUAGAGCUCAUAGAUUUCAUGGCUUUAAUUCUAAGACUGACCAAACAUCUGUGGUAGCUGUGCACAAGGUAUGCCGUUUUACAGCCAUACUGUAUUCACUGUGGGUGUUGAUAUUUGUUCACCAGCAUAAGGCAUGUCACCAUCAUGUUUGGUGUUUUAAAUAUAGUGUGUUUUGUGGUUUGGCAUGUUAUAGCAGUGACAAAGGUGGUCCAUCUUCCUUUUUUUCUUGUCUCAUCUCUGACUAAUGGGCUGGCAUGUUAGUCAGGUGAGAGAUGUAAUAACACUAUCCACCAGCCAAAUAGCAAAACAUUUUUAGCUGUGGUUGGCUGGUGGUUCGUCUGUUCAGCCGGCUAUUUUUACAAGUAACCAGCGAUUGUUUGCAGGUUGUUUUAUACAGAAAUCUAAAUGUAGCAUGCAAAACGAUGAAUGUACUCCAUGAAUCCAUCAGUGACUGUGGUUAGUGAGCAGAAAGCUUGGUUUCUUUCCCUCAGUGUCAGACCUCAUGAAACCCUGCAGGCCAGGUGUUAAGAAAUUAACGGGCACACACUUCCCUCCAGUAAUGAGCAUCACUAAUUGUGUUCAUAUUCAUUAUUUAUCCUGGUUGUGUGUUUUUGGCACUACAUGUCCACUGUGUUCAAACAUUGUUGGUGUCUCAGGGUUGUAGCGCGAAGCUUUGUCUCGCAGUAGAUUGCAGAGAACGACACGUCGACUCGUCAGCUGCUUGAUUCUUGUGGGGUCUCAGAACUGACUGACGUACCACUCAGUAUUAUAAUAACAUAACAGUGUGUGUUGAGGUGCUGGACUAACAUAUUACAUGUUUUUAAGCUUGUCAUCCAUCAGCGUCGUGUUAAAAACAGAGGAACUGAAAUAGGCUGUCAGCAGAAAUGCUGUUUGAAUGUUCUUUGGAGUGAUCGGACUUGUUGAACACCUUUUUGAUUGUACUUUUAGUUUGGGUUAAGAAAUGAAGCCAAACAGCACAUGAACAUAAUAUGUUUUGCUCCCUUAUGUGAGAAAAUGGCUUCAAAUGUUUUGCAGUGUGGAAAUUUGGUUAAAAAAAAAACGUCAUAGACAAAUUAACUCAUUACUGGUGAUAACAAAACAGAGAUAUUCCUUUGAGAAAAUAGUGUGAUUUUGUUGUUUUUGUAUUUUUAAAGUUUGAUGUAAAGCCCAAGCGAUUUCAGAACUAAGCUGUCUUUUUACUUAAGUCCCAAUCCCUGUUUGGUUUAUUUCCUUUUUUUUUUUUGUACUGGUACUUUUAUUUGGAAAGGAAAAGAAUCUGCCUCUGUAAUGUCUGGAUUUGUAUUUGAAUUAUUGAUUUGCACAUGAAGGCAUGUACUGUAAAUUUUAAUCAUAAUGCUGAGGGGUUGUCUUUGCUCGAGUAGCGGGAAUUUUUACUCCCUCGUGUUUUGCAUGUGAGUUUGAUGUCUUUGAAAAAUGUAUCAGUCCACUUGCAGACUCAUUUACACCGUUUAUUUCUCAGGCUCAGUGCAUCGGUUUAGACAUUUUCAUAUUAACUGUUCAGUUUUUUUUUUAAACUUGUAAUGAACUUCAGCCAGAUCUGAUCACAUGCCCUCAUUCUUCUGGUUUACCAUUAAACGAGCCUUUUGCUCUAUUGAGUUCAUAUGAAAUAAGGACAUGUAUACGUCAUCUGUAGCAGACCUUAGUGUAUCAACACUUCCAUCUUGUUUUCACUCCUCCUGAAGUGUAUUUUUCACCACAAUAUGCCAGCUUCAUUUGUUUGACUUCUGAAGCAUUUUAAUAAAGAGGCUCUCGGUU